AUGAGUUAGCAGCUGUGUAUUGUUAUCACUGCGUGAGCAAGGGAUCAUAGAGAGUGAGUGAUACAAAGAGUGCCUUCCAAUCUUUUGGUUGUAAUCCAAAGACAUGGCCCUUCAACACACUUUGAGUUUGGCCUUCGGCCUCUUAGGCAACAUCAUCUCCCUUUUGGUCUUCCUUGCUCCAGUGCCAACUUUUUAUACAAUUUACAAGAAAAAAACAACAGAAGGUUUUCAAGCACUUCCAUAUGUAAUAGGGCUGUUGAGUUCAAUGCUGUACAUAUACUAUGCCCUCCUUAAGGAAGAGAUUAAAUAUGAUGCCACUCUUCUUAUCACAAUCAACUCGGUUGGCAGCGUCAUAGAGACUCUUUACAUUUCCCUCUUCCUUUUCUAUGCCCCCAAGAAGGCCAGGAUCUCAAACGCGACGCUUCUGUUCUUGCUGAACGGUUUUAGUUACGCAGUGAUGGUUGUUUUGACUCGCUUUCUAGCCACAGGUGAAAUGCGUAUUAAGAUUGUGGGAUGGAUUUGUCUUGUGUUCAGCAUAAGCGUAUUUGUCGCACCUCUUGGUGUCCUGAGACAAGUAAUACGGACCAAGAGUGUUGAGUUCAUGCCAUUUCCGUUAUCAUUUUUCCUAACAUUAGGUGCAGUCGCAUGGUUCUUCUAUGGUUUUCUGAUCAAGGACUUCUACAUAGCUUUACCAAACAUACUGGGCUUCUUCUUAGGGGUUGUUCAAAUGGUGGUUUACAUAGUCUACAAGAAUGCAAAGGAAGUUCUGGAAGAUCAGCCAAAAGGUCAAGAAUUAUCAGAACACAUUAUUGAUGUGAGGAAGAUCAGUACUUUGGUGUGUCCAGAAAUGAGCCCUGCAGUGAUUCUGCAACCAACUGUGGACAUUACAAGUGACAUGAAUGAAGUGGUUCAAAAUAUAAUUAUCAUGGCUGAAAAAACAGAAGAAACCAAGGAAGCUGCCAUGGAUGAUGAUGCCUCCACCAAAGUUUGACCCAAAAACUGAAGGAACAUGCACAUGCAUGUUAUAUUUAAGUCUUCAAGAGCAUAGUUCCUUCAGUUUUCAUAAUUGAAGUUUAACUUGUGUGUUGGAUUAACUGUACUCUAAUUAAUUAGGGGCAGUGCCAUGGGUGUGUCUGUAUUGUAUCUCUCUCUAAGCUUAGUCUUUCAGUAUCUGCGUCCCCUUAAAGCUAUGUAGCUAGCUGAUGUAGUUGUGUCAUUAGCUUUAAAAUAGUUAAGUUUAUUUCAAUGUAUCAAGGAAA
Malus domestica (apple) is the source of this 1259-nucleotide messenger RNA. RefSeq names its product bidirectional sugar transporter SWEET10-like. Gene Ontology annotation, molecular function: sugar transmembrane transporter activity. The record is from RefSeq and is a predicted model, not a curated record. Lineage: Eukaryota; Viridiplantae; Streptophyta; Magnoliopsida; Rosales; Rosaceae. Gene Ontology annotation, cellular component: membrane. Gene Ontology annotation, biological process: carbohydrate transport.